Messenger RNA from Drosophila hydei, 864 nucleotides. RefSeq names its product histidine-rich glycoprotein-like. The transcript is spliced from 2 exons. NCBI's taxonomy places the organism in Eukaryota, Metazoa, Arthropoda, Insecta, Diptera, Drosophilidae. Gene Ontology annotation, cellular component: extracellular matrix. The record is from RefSeq and is a predicted model, not a curated record. The coding region runs from base 1 to 864 and encodes 287 amino acids.
AUGCCAUUGGCGAAUCGACUGUGGAGUUGCGCCUUUGAUGAAGGCGACACGACAUUGACAGACGGCAGGCGAUUGACUUCUGACAGCCAGCAGCCAGAAGAAACCGCAUCACUGCACCACUGCACCACUGAGCCACUGACGGCAGUCAAGCAGCCAGGCGAUGAGAUCUGGCACAACUGCCACUGGAUAUCCAUUGCCUUCACCCUUGCCUUGCUGGCCUUUGUGGUCGUUCGGGCAGCUCCUUUUCAUGGUGGAGCCACCAGUCACGCAUCUGUGCAUCUGGUCUCCCACGACGAUCACCAUGACGGAGGCCACCAUCAACAUCACGACCAUGACGAUCACCAUGACUCCCAUGCCGAGUACAACUUCAAGUAUGGAGUCAAGGAUCCCAAGACAGGUGAUGUCAAGGAACAAAGCGAGACAAGGGAGGGCCACAAGGUGACUGGACACUAUGAGCUGAUCGAUGCCGAUGGCCACAAGCGUACUGUCCACUACACAGCCGACAAGCACAAGGGCUUCGAGGCUCAUGUGCAUCGCGAGAAGGUGCACCACCACGUGCCCGUCCACCAUGGACACAGCGGCUACACAGGUGGACAUGUGGAGUUCGAGGAGCAUUCACAGUCGGGACACUCUGAUUACUCUGGCUACUCUGGCCAUGGUCAUGAGGACUAUCACUCGCAUGGCCAUGAGGGUGGACACCAUGGCUCCAGUUCCCACGGCUUCUCACUGAAGCAAGAACACGGAUAUGGACACGGACACGGACACGAUGCUGGACACGGACAUGAUGCUGGACACGGACAUGAUGCUGGACAGGAUGCUGGAUACGAACACUCAUACGGCGGACACGAGCACAGCUAUCAUUAA